This is a messenger RNA of Microthlaspi erraticum, 774 nucleotides long. NCBI's taxonomy places the organism in Eukaryota, Viridiplantae, Streptophyta, Magnoliopsida, Brassicales, Brassicaceae. The record is from the annotation of a GenBank genome assembly.
AUGAAGAAGAAGCUCCACACCCGUUUCCCAGCGACGAGGAUUAAGAAGAUUAUGCAAACUGAUGAAGAUGUUGGGAAAAUAGCAAUGGCGGUCCCUCUUCUUGUUUCUAAAGCUUUGGAGCUGUUUUUACAAGAUUUGUGUAAUCACACAUAUGAUGUAACUCUCAGCCGAGGCGCUAAAACAGUAAACUCUGUUCAUUUGAAGCAGUGUGUGCACGCGUUUAAUGUCUUUGAUUUCUUGAGAGAGAUUGUUGGUAAAGUUCCUGAUUUGGGUGGCUCAGAAGCUGAAGACCAACCUGCUACCAAAAGAAGGAAAGUUGUGGAUGAAAGUAUAUGCAACGAUGAAGAAGAUACGAAGACCAUUCAAUUGCUUGAGGUCAAAGAUACUGGCGGUGGCAGAGGAAGUCGAGGUAGAGGACGUGGACGUGGUGGUGGAAGAACAGAAAGUGGCUUUUCUCUGAAGUUUGAAGAUGAAGUAGAAGAUGUUUAUCCCGACCACAGCAGGAGGAGCUCGUCUCCGGAAAACGGGAGCGUUUCUAAUGAUGAUGAAGCAUUGGCACAGAGGAAUCAUGUUAAGUCGGAGUUUAAAGUAAGGAACUUUGAUCUGAAUGUGGGAUUAGAUGAGAACGGAGAGUGUGUUGCAUCGGUGGAAAGACGGCAAGAGGGAAGAUCAGGCUGGCCGUUGUUUGGGAUCAAGGAAAUGAAAUCAGAGUCUUGUGAUCAACAGGCUAGUGCUAGUGAGGAAGAUUAUGAUGAAGAAAGCAUAGAUGAGUAA